AUGAGCAAGAACACACCUGAUGCUUUUGAGUCAAGUCUCAAUGCUGCCCGCAAGCAAGCAAUAAUGGCAGGGACGCCUUAUGUUAUUACAAAGCAGUUUCCUUGGAAGCUUCACGAGAUGCUGGACGUUGUGGAGCAACGAGGAGAAACUUCCGUCGUUUCCUGGCUUCCAGGUGGGACAGCCUUUCGUGUGCAUGAUCCUAUCCAGUUUGUUGAUCAAAUCAUGAAGAAAUGCUUCAAUCAAACCAAGUACAAGUCCUUUCAAAGACAGCUCAACUUGUGGGGCUUUGAACGCGUUAUCCGAGAAUCCGCAGAGAAGGGAUCAUACUAUCACCCUCUAUUUCUUCGUGGAAGACGGGACCUCUGUCAAGAAAUGGCAAGACAAAAGGUCAAGAGCGAGAAGAAAUCAAGCAAACAAACAAAGGAACGCCCAGACCAAGAAGAACAACAAAUGCCAGCUGCUCUCGAGGGCAAGGCUAACAGACGCAAGCUUCCAACAAGAUCAUCCGAAAUGCCGAAUACUGUCUCUACUGAUGUCAGCACGAGCACAUCUUCAUCGUCGACAUCAGGAACAGCAUCGCCAACCCUUCCUUCCUCACCACCAGGAUCACUCAUGAUGCUAUCGGGUUCUUUGCCACAACAUCAAGGAGGGCCACUGCAACCCUUCAUUGCAGGUCUUCAUCAUAAUCCACUGCACAUACUGAAUGCGCUUCAAGCUGCAAACGGCACAGGCGCUUCAAGUCGAGCACCACACGCCGCCCCAACCGUAGCUGCCCUAGCUAACAAGUCUACGGGGAUUGGAAUGGCAAACACUUCCAGCAUGACUACACCACUAGCCAUUGCAACAGCUGGCUUCCAGUUACAGCAGCAACAGCAGCACCAACAGCAGCAGCAUCAUCAGCAGCGUGCGCUAGAAAAUGCCAUUCUAUUCCAAGCUCUUGAAAAGCAAGAAGCUCAAAAGGCAUCGUCUCUAUUCUUCGCAGCUGCCUUACUGGGAAGCCUAGCUGCACCCCCAAGGACUUCUUCCUAA
Messenger RNA from Cylindrotheca closterium, 1029 nucleotides. NCBI's taxonomy places the organism in Eukaryota, Bacillariophyta, Bacillariophyceae, Bacillariales, Bacillariaceae. The record is from the annotation of a GenBank genome assembly.